Zophobas morio is the source of this 3119-nucleotide messenger RNA. RefSeq names its product scrawny (gene scny). The record is from RefSeq and is a predicted model, not a curated record. The transcript is spliced from 6 exons. Gene Ontology annotation, molecular function: cysteine-type deubiquitinase activity. Gene Ontology annotation, biological process: protein deubiquitination; regulation of apoptotic process. Gene Ontology annotation, cellular component: nucleus; cytosol. Bases 248 to 2533 code for a protein of 761 amino acids. Lineage: Eukaryota; Metazoa; Arthropoda; Insecta; Coleoptera; Tenebrionidae.
GCGAGCAUUGACAUGCGCACUAGUGACCAGUGCUCAGAAAUCAUCGUUCGGUGUAAUUUGUGCUGGUGUCUCCGAUGUUCUAAGUAAAUCGCGUAGUUUCCUGCAUCCGAUAAGGCACAGCCCGCCGCCAACCUCCCCCGAACUCGCGUCCGAGGCUAUGCGACGGCGGCAGACCGCGGCCUCCAGCUAGCACGUCCUCUGCAGACAAUACGGUAGGUGGCGACAACGCGGGGUUCCUGCACGUGCAAUGCCGGCGUCCACCCUGGAGCCCGUCAACGCGGCCCUGCGUUCGGCCCUCGGCAAGGGCGACGACGGCGCCCUCGACGAUCAGCUGGCGGGCGCCUCCAAGAAGGCGCUGCUGGCAGACGUCGACUUCGAGCCGGCCGGGAGCUACCAAAGCACCGUCUUGGACAAGCUCAAGUCCAAGUACAUCGUCCUCAAGAGCGCGGAAACCCCCCAGCCGAGCAAGCCGGAGGGAGACAUGGGCGCCGACGAGACGCUCAAGUUGGCCAGUUACGAACUAUAUCCUUUGGAAGCGGUGCAGUUAGGGUGGAGCAAAUGUGAUUGGUCAGUGGGAGCCGGAAUGAUCAACAUGGGCAAUACCUGCUACUUGAAUUCGACGCUACAAGCACUCUUUCAUGUUCCCGCCCUUGUUAAUUGGCUCAUUUCGGAUAAAGAACACACAUCUGAAUGUCAGGAUUCAGGUGGUCUUUGUAUAAUAUGUGCAAUGCGAAAAACCCUUCAAGAUUCCCAACAACGUAACACAAACUCUAUCCGUCCUCUCCUAAUCUACAACAAGUUGCGUUUGGUUUGUCGGAACCUCAUACCCGGACGACAAGAAGAUGCACACGAAUUCCUUAGAUACUUAGUAGAAGCAAUGGAAAAAUCCUAUUUACGUCGUUUUAAAAACCACACCGAAUUUGAUUCGAAAGUCAAAGAAACCACACCUUUAAAUCAAAUCUUGGGCGGUUAUUUGAGAUCGGCUGUGAGAUGUCUAAAAUGUGGCCACGUUAGCACCACAUUUCAACACUUUCAAGAUCUACUACUGGACAUUAGGAAAGCACAAACGUUAGAUGAAGCUUUAGAGGGUUACUUCGCUAGAGAAAAACUGGACGAUGAUUCGUACCAUUGCCAGUCGUGUCAGAAAAAAGUACCUGCAACUAAACAGUUCUCCGUUGAAAGAGCCCCUAUGGUUCUUUGUAUACAAUUGAAAAGAUUUUCGGUUAGCAAUAAUAAAAUUACAAAACAUAUACAUUUUCGGCAAAGACUGGAUUUAACAAGGUAUGCCAGACAUCGUCCCAGUGUUCCACUGAUCUAUAGACUUGUUGCCUUAGUCACACAUAUGGGACCGACUGUUAAUUGUGGCCACUACACUGCGGUCGCCCAAGCACCGACUGGUAAUUUUUACCAGUUUGAUGAUAGUAUGGUGCGGGUGAUAUCUCACCAAGCUGUGUUCAAUACAAAUGCAUACAUAAUGCUAUACGAACUGGAAUCAUCUCCAUUCACGCAAAAAUCAAACAAUGCAACAAACAACAAAGUAAAGUCUCCACUUUCACCAGAAACCAGUACCAGCAGUACCUCGCCGAAAACCUCUACGAACGGUAUAGGUUUCACAAGUGACAAAGUUUACGGACCUGAAUUGCCGCCGGACAAAGCAGAGAAAAAAGUCAACGGAACCAAUCCAACGCCGCUUACGAACGGUAACGGCAAUCACUCGGAAAGUUCCUCCAGUACAAGCGACAGCGAACCCGAAAACGCCUGUAAUAGGAAAAAUCUCCAAAAAGAGAACAAGCCCCUAGCAACCCCCCCACCGUCGCCCCAAAAACCCGUAUUUAGUACAAAUAAUGAAGCAAAACCCCCAAAACCUCCCUCAUCACCGAAGAUCCAAAACCGGGUUUUAUCAUCAGUCCACAACGUCACUAGCAAUAUUCCAACACAAAUCAGCUCUUCAAACACCGAAUUGAUCGUUAAACAAAAAGAAACGUCAUUUCAUCCACUCACAACAAAACUGGUUCCUUAUGAGACUGAUGACUCUAGUGGUUCGGAUGAUUCAAACCAGUCUCCACAUGAGUUAGAGUAUAGAGUUUCGACGAAAGCGGCUGUGGGCGAAUGGAAGGUGACUUCUACUGAGCCAAGUGCACAAAGUUCACAGACUAAAACGUGGGGAGAGAAAAAACAAGAUGGAACUGUUAAUGAAUUGUUCAAAAUGUCGCAUAGUGGGUAUUCGGCGCCAGUGGCGUCGUGGAAUGGAACGAGAGCACAGUUAGAUAAAGAAAUUAGUAAUGAGAGAAGGGAAGAUAGGAAAAGGGCGUUUAUGGAUAAUUCAGAUCAAGGGAAAACGAAACAUCAGAAAUUGUGUAAUAAUUCAUAUAAAUCCAACCCAGGAUACAAUCCAGUUCAGGAAUUUCACAAUGCAAAAAAUUGGAGUCAAAACAGCGGUUCUGGACAUUACAAGCCGUUCUAUUCAGGAAACAGACAUAGACGUAAUUUCCACCACAAAGGCUUUCAUAAAAAUUACCGCUUUAGGCAGUGAUUAACAUUAAGGUUGAAUAUUUUAAAUAGGAAAAUGAACUUGUAUAAUUGUGCAUAUGUCACCAUUGUUUAGUAUAACUGACCAUUAUGUGAAUUAUUUAUGUAAGUAUUUAUAUUUUUAAACAUACCUAUAAUUCCCAACUUUUAUUUAAAAUGCAGUGUAACUAUUUUAAAGUAGUUUUAGUAUAAUUAACAUGAAGUCCUUUAGGAAAUGGUAUUUGUUUUAUUUUUUGAGCUUAAUGUCCACAGUGCAUUUAAAAUACUGUAAUGUUUUGUAUUUUUUCCAUUUGUAUAAAAGAUACUUUUAUUUACCAUUAAGCAUAAAGAUAUUAAACUUUUACCAUUUAGUUUAUUUCAAUAAAGCGUCUUUUUAUUAAUUGUUCAUAUUACUGUAAGCUCUGAACUAAUUUUUAGUCAUAUUUGAUUUUGAACAAUGGUAAAUAGUUCAGCCUACACUAUGUGUACUCAUGUUGUAGCAGAUGCAAUCAUGUAACUGUUUAGAACAUGAAUUUGAAAAUAAAAUUUUUGUACUGAUAUAAAAUUUUAUUGCAGCAAUAAAUAAAAUAAUGAGGAUCUAUAACUACGAA